Molecule: messenger RNA, 1026 nt
Organism: Eleginops maclovinus (Patagonian blennie)
Lineage: Eukaryota; Metazoa; Chordata; Actinopteri; Perciformes; Eleginopidae
Gene: isca2
Product: iron-sulfur cluster assembly 2
Exons: 4
Coding region: 105-629 (174 amino acids)
Biological process (GO): iron-sulfur cluster assembly
Cellular component (GO): mitochondrion
Molecular function (GO): iron ion binding; 4 iron, 4 sulfur cluster binding; 2 iron, 2 sulfur cluster binding
Source: RefSeq, a predicted model, not a curated record
AUCUGGGCGUAUCUAUUUGACAGACAACUAUUUCAGCCAAUGAAGGUGUGAUCUGCCUCUACUCAACGGUUGAGGGUGGAACUUACUAACAUUUGUUAUGGAAGAUGUCAUUCGUUGGAGCUAUGAUAACUGCGUCAAAGUCAAAAGUAUUAAGCCUUGCUAGGGCUUCUACUAUUCUGAACAACUUUAAUGUGAGACAACAGGUACACCGACGUCCCCUAAACCCCCAGCCAGGUCUUUACACAGCAGGAAUUCAGCCCUUCAGCAGCGCCUCAGCCCAGGAGCAGGCAGCGGUAUCAGCGUCAUCUGAAGUACGACUCACUGAGUCAUGUGUGAAGAGACUAGAGGAAAUCAUGGAGAAGGGGGAGUAUCUGAGAAUUCAUGUGGAGGGUGGAGGCUGCUCCGGGUUCCAGUACAAGUUUUCCGUUGAUGCUAACAGGAAUGAAGAUGACAGAGUGUUUGAGCAGGGAGGAGUGGGCAUUAUCGUGGAUCAGGACAGCCUGGAGUUUGUGAAAGGAGCUACUGUGGACUUCAGCCAGGAGCUGAUCCGCGCCACCUUCCUUGUGCUCAAGAAUCCUCAAGCCGAUCAUGGCUGCUCUUGUGGCAGCUCCUUCUCUGUCAAACUAUGACCCUGCUUCCUUAUGUCAAUGUUAUUUAAUACUCGGGUUCACCAGUUUAGUAGGCCUGUGUAGAAAAUACAGCAACAUAUAAUUGACACAACUCAAUUUAAUGCACAUGUACUUCUGGUUUUGUAGUUUUGAAACUACCUGAACUGAAUGAAAGCUAUUAAUUAAUCAUUACGCUAUCAUGCAGAUAGUGACAGUCAAUGCUAAUUGAGAGCUGCGUUCACAAUAUUCAAAUGUGUUCUCAUGUAUUCAAACAAAACAAAGACCCCUGUUAAAGUGUUAUAGUAUACAGUGCUAAGGUUUGCCUCUCUUGUGUAAAAUAUGUAAAUAGACCAUAUCUUUGAUUUCAAAGAGCUAUAAUAUAUUUGUUUUGUCCAAAAUAAAGUGAAGAGUGAAUUUA